GUGUCGUGAUUGCAAAGGAGAAAACUGUAAAGAUAACAGCAUCUCUUACUGGGCGCUGAGACGUCCUAUAGCCAACUCACCAACAGACAGAGAAGACUGUGAUCAAGGGAUCAGUUGGUUAUGAAAUGGAUUGCAAUUUAGUUGGAUUCCUAAAGUUGCGCUUAUAUGAUUGAAUUGAAUGUAAAGAGCAGUGCUAACCUUAUAUUUGGAACUUCACAUCAGACGUUUCGAAUACAAAGCCAGCGUACCGGUGAGAUACGUUUGAUAACUAUGAGUGGUUUGCAAAGGAUAUGGACUGUAAUAAUUCGUUUUGAUACGUUUGAAAACGCGGUAGAGCCAUUCAUUUAGUGAUCAUUUCAAAUUCGCCGGUCAAGACCAAAACCUCUGGAAUUGUGUUUUAGAUGAGAAAUGGACUAAUAGUGAGUUGACAAAAAUGACCCAAGCCUAACAGGGCUGGAGAUUAAGCAAAUAACAUAAUAUCUGCAAUAAUCAUUAGCUCUUGACAGCAACAUCUUUUGGAAUGCAAAAACUACAUGGACUGUUUUGGAUUACCGUAAUUUGUGCAUCAAUCAUCGUCCCAUGUGUAUUCCCAGUGGCGCAUAGUAGGAUCAUUACCGUGAUACUUGUGAAGUAGCCUAACCCUCUAAUUUUGCGCUCUGUAUUCAGGAACCACAAUUCCUUUCCAGCGUGCUUUGGAAUUACAGUCUCAAAAAUAGAAAAUGAGAAGAUAUAAUCUCACACUGGCUUGUUUAAUGGCUUGCAUACUUUCAAUCCGCGGUACCUUGGGGACAACGCGGGCGCGCAUAACUGGGGCAGAGAGUCAAACCGUCACCCAGGAGUCGUGCGCAUCGUGUGGGUUGCCGGAGGCGUCAGAACGGGUGGACAUAGACCUUCUGGAGGCAGUUAAGAGGCACAUAUUGAACAGGUUACAAAUGAGAGAAAGACCCAACAUCACUCAUCCUAUUCCCAAGGCUGCAAUGGUUACAGCGCUGAGGAGGCUUCACGCCGGUAAGGUACGGGAAGACGGGAGGGUUGAGAUCCCCAACCUUGAUGGACAAGCUUCCUACAGUAACGAGGUGCAAGGGGAGACGUCGGAGAUAAUCAGUUUUGCAGAAUCGGAUGAGCUGGCUUCAUCUCAAGCCUCGAAGUCCAGCCUCCACUUCCUCAUCUCCAGUGAAGGGAACCAGAACCUGCAUGUGUCUCAGGCCAACCUGUGGCUCUACUUCAGGCUGCUGCCCACCGGCUCCGAGAAAGGGCCUCGACGGAAAGUCACAGUUAAAAUCCACUACCAUGAGGCAGGAACUGGAGCUUCAGGUGGAGCCAGGGGAGGAACAGGGCCAGGGGCAGGGGGAGGAGGUCGGUGGACCCUACUGGAGAAGCGUGUGGACCUAAAGCGCAGCGGCUGGCACACCUUCCCUCUGUCAGAGGCAGUGAGGGCCCUGUUUGGUAAGGGCGGCCGGCGGCAGGACCUGGAGGUGCGUUGUGAGGGCUGUGAGGCAUUCAACGUGGUUCCUAUCUUAGUUGACCCAGCAGAACCCUCACACAGGCCCUUUCUGGUGGUCCGGGCACGACAGGUGGAAGGGAACCACCGCAUCAGGAAGAGGGGGCUGGAGUGUGACGGGAGCAGUGGAGGCCUGUGCUGCAGACGACAGUUCUACAUAGACUUUCGCCUUAUUGGCUGGAACGACUGGAUCAUCGCACCCGCGGGUUACUACGGUAACUACUGCGAGGGAAGCUGUCCGGCGUACAUGGCGGGGGUACCGGGGUCGGCGUCAUCGUUCCACACGGCGGUGGUCAACCAGUACCGGAUGAGGGGCAUGAGCCCCGGCUCGGUCAACUCCUGUUGUAUCCCCACCAAGCUCAGUACCAUGUCUAUGCUGUACUUCGACGAUGAGUACAACAUAGUAAAACGAGACGUGCCCAAUAUGAUAGUGGAAGAGUGUGGCUGUGCCUGAGUGUCUGUGACUUCUUAAACUUUGAAAGUUAAAUCAAACGACGAUAGUCAAAAUGUCUUGUACAAAAAUACCUUUUUGUAUGACACACAUAUAAAUAUAUAGUUAUAUGGAAGCACACCAACAGGUACACACAAACAAGAUGUAUUUAUGGUUUGUUGUAUUUAUCUGGCUGAGCGAGGCCAGACUCUGUCCAUUCCAUAUUAAGAACUUAAGAACGGUUCCAGAGUUUUGGGAAGAGAGGGAAAUGGUUGAUCACCAAAUGAUAAAACUUUUCUAGUUUGCCAUUUCUAGAGGAAAAAUAAUGGUCCUUCAUCUCUUCUCUGAUGAAGAUGGAAAGAAAAGCGCUUAAGGAAGCAGCACACCAGGACAUUGACAAAACAAAAGCACUGACAAUGACAAUUCAUCAGCUUCUAUAAUUCAGAAACACCAGCACUUCCAUAAACAAUGUCAUAAAGACACUGUGACUGUCUGAUCCUGUGGAAUUAUAACAUAAACUGUAUCAGCAAGCGCUUAUUAUUGAAUAAAGCUUUUCCAGGACUACACUCCUGUCCAAGUGAGGUAAUGACACAACAUUGACAUAUUGUUGUUGACAUUGGACCACGUUCCUUCCUCCUGCUUGUGUAAGUGUCUGUCUGUCUGUCUGUCUGUCUGUCUGUCUGUCUGUCUGUCUGUCUGUCUCUGUCUGUCUGUCUGUGACCAUGCUGCAAGCAAUCGCUCAAUGAGUUCAAAGGUGAAGAUGGACCUUUGUGCAAACUGCACAACAUACACUUAAUCCUGAGAACAGAGAGUCCCCACUGCCCCUACUUGUUCUGAUAAAGUGGACCUCUAAGUGGUGAUGAGUUUUUUGUUUUGGCCCAACAGGGCAUGAUGUUGCAGUACAGCACUUGCAGACUAAACUCUAAAUGCACACUCCCACUCCUAAUAGCACUUGCAUAUUGAAAUGCCUUCAAAGUGGUACUGAGUGUCCUGUCAUAAAUAAGUGCCACAUGAUCUAUGCAAUGUAUAGUAACCCACCCAUGCCCACCC
Oncorhynchus keta (chum salmon) is the source of this 2981-nucleotide messenger RNA. RefSeq names its product inhibin beta B chain-like. Gene Ontology annotation, biological process: BMP signaling pathway; SMAD protein signal transduction. The transcript is spliced from 2 exons. Gene Ontology annotation, cellular component: extracellular region. Lineage: Eukaryota; Metazoa; Chordata; Actinopteri; Salmoniformes; Salmonidae. The record is from RefSeq and is a predicted model, not a curated record. The coding region runs from base 720 to 1955 and encodes 411 amino acids. Gene Ontology annotation, molecular function: growth factor activity; cytokine activity.